Molecule: messenger RNA, 1248 nt
Organism: Trichoderma gamsii
Lineage: Eukaryota; Fungi; Ascomycota; Sordariomycetes; Hypocreales; Hypocreaceae
Product: glycolipid 2-alpha-mannosyltransferase
Exons: 4
Coding region: 1-1248 (415 amino acids)
Biological process (GO): cell wall mannoprotein biosynthetic process; protein N-linked glycosylation; protein O-linked glycosylation
Cellular component (GO): Golgi apparatus; membrane
Molecular function (GO): alpha-1,2-mannosyltransferase activity
Source: RefSeq, a predicted model, not a curated record
AUGGCGUCUGGGAAUGCGCGCUACGUGCGCUACGUGCUCUUCGCAUUCUUUACUGUUUUAAUCUUCUAUUUCGUCACCAAUACCAAGUACGAGGGCGUCGACAUCAGCAAAGGCACAUUUGCCACAGGCUCCAAUCAACAGUCCCACGAUGCAUCCAAAGACACCAAACCUUCAACGCAAAAGGCGCUGACCGGCGAUGCCAAAGAUUUCCCUCUGGCCAUGACACCCAACGAUGCCGGAUUCAACGAUCUCGUCGGCCUUGCCCCCGGUCCUCGAAUGAAUGCCACUUUCGUCACUCUCGCCCGAAACAGCGAUGUCUGGGAGAUUGCUCGCUCCAUCCGCCAGAUUGAGGACCGCUUCAACCGACGAUACAACUACGACUGGGUCUUUUUGAACGACAAUCCCUUUGAUGACACAUUCAAAAAGGUCACCACAUCUCUCGUUUCCGGCAAGACUUUCUAUGGCGAGAUCCCCAAGGAGCACUGGUCGUUCCCCGAAUGGAUUGACCAGGAUAAGGCCAAAAAGGUUCGUGAGGACAUGGCUGAGCGCAAAAUCAUCUACGGCGACUCGAUUCCCUACCGUCACAUGUGCCGCUUCGAGUCUGGCUUCUUCUUCCGCCAGCCACUAAUGAUGAACUACGAAUACUACUGGCGAGUCGAGCCCUCCGUCGAGCUCUACUGCGACAUCCACUACGACCCCUUCCGUCUGAUGGCCGAGCAAGGCAAAAAGUACAGCUUCGUUCUCAGCCUGUACGAGUACCCGGCUACCAUUCCUACCCUGUGGGAGAGCACCAAGAAAUUCAUGAAGAACCACCCCGAGCACAUUGCUGCCGACAACACGAUGAAGUUCCUUAGUGACGACGGUGGUGACACCUACAACAACUGCCAUUUCUGGUCCAAUUUUGAGAUUGGCAGUUUGGAUUGGCUCCGCAGCAAGCAGUACAUUGAUUAUUUCGAGUCUCUGGACAAGGACGGUGGCUUUUUCUACGAGCGCUGGGGAGAUGCGCCCGUCCACUCCAUCGCGGCAGGCCUUAUGCUCAACAAGAGCGAGAUUCACUUCUUCAACGACAUUGCUUAUUGGCAUGUGCCCUUUACACACUGUCCCACCGGAGAGAAGACGAGACUCGACCUGCGCUGCCACUGCGACCCCAAGGAGAACUUUGACUGGAAGGGCUACUCUUGCACUUCCAAGUUCUUCGAGGCGAACGGCAUGUCGAAGCCCGAGGGUUGGGAGAACCAAAAGGAUUAG